Messenger RNA from Perca flavescens (yellow perch), 1091 nucleotides. Its product is annotated as GATA zinc finger domain-containing protein 14-like. The record is from RefSeq and is a predicted model, not a curated record. Bases 399 to 1091 code for a protein of 230 amino acids. The transcript has 6 exons. Lineage: Eukaryota; Metazoa; Chordata; Actinopteri; Perciformes; Percidae.
CUGUCCUGGAUCUCCUACAGUGAUAACAUCUGAAGAGAAGAGAAGACAAACUCAUUUCAAAAAUAAGAAAGGGGAGGACAGAACAGGACACAUUUUUUUAGAUUUCAGUGCAGGUGACUGAUCCAGUUACCUUCUUUAAAAAAGAUUCCAACUGACUCCAGGUCAGCCGUCAGGAGGGGACGUCUCUGUCAUCUGCAGGGAAUCCUCCUAUACCUGAGCUGCUGUGUGUGGUCUCUGUCUCUGGACUCCCCCUCCAACCCUCUUCGGACCCGGGUCUUGGUGUUGGCGUGCCUCGUCAGCGAUGGCAGGAUCUGGUGUUGCUCUGCGGCUGCAUGAAUUCAGAGAGCUUGAGGACUGCAGACAGCCAGAUGACUUAAAAUCGUCUCGUCUGGGGAGAGAUGUACGUGGAUUGUAUCCAGGACAGCUGGGUAGAGUCCAUAUUGUCCACUCAAAGGAUCGUGGAAACCAUUGACAUGAAGUUUGGGUUGCUGGUGGUAUUGGCGGUGGCCGUUCUGGUGCCCAGCCUGUCCGAGGGCCGGAUCGUCUCCAGAUGCGAGCUGAAAGAAAAGCUUGGGCAGGCGAUCACGCUGCCUCCACGUCUUCAAAAGUUCAAGCAACAAUACCUGGCAAUAGUUAUCUGUGAGGUGAACAGCCGGUCCCGUCUCAACACCGGCCUGGUCAAGGUGUUCGGCAAACGCAGAACUACAACCACAGCCAAGCCAACAACUACGGUCACAACACAACCGACUACCACCCAAACAACUACCACCCAACCAACUACCACUCACCCAACCAACAACCACCCAAACAACUACCACCCAACCAACUACCACUGCUCCAACAACCACCCAACCAACAACCACCCAAAUGACUACCAACCAACCGACUACCACUGCUCCAACAACCACCCAACCAACAACCACCCAACCGACUACCACUGCUCCAACAACCACCCAACCAACAACCACCCAACCGACUACCACUGCUCCAACAACCACCCAACCAACAACCACCCAACCGACUACCACUGCUCCAACAACCACCCAAACAAUCACAGACGGAACCGGAGCUGGCAACAGAAGAAAGCGUGA